Pelecanus crispus (Dalmatian pelican) is the source of this 879-nucleotide messenger RNA. Lineage: Eukaryota; Metazoa; Chordata; Aves; Pelecaniformes; Pelecanidae. The record is from RefSeq and is a predicted model, not a curated record.
GAGUAAAAAGAUUGUCUGUUGCUGAAUUAAAUGAACUGCUGGAAGAAAUUGAGACUGCUAUUAAGGAUUAUUCUGAGGAACUGGUACAACAGUUGGCUCUACGAGAUGAGUUGGAGUUUGAGAAGGAAGUGAAAAACAGCUUCAUUUCUGUCCUCAUCGAAGUACAAAACAAACAGAGAGAACACAAAGAAACAGCAAAGAAGAAAAAGAAGCUGAAAAAUGGUAGUCCUCAGAAUGGCAAACAAGAAAGCGGUCAUAUGCCUGGAACACGCUUCAGCAUGGAAGGGAUCUCAAAUGUCAUACAGAAUGGCUUCCGCCACACGUUUGGAAACUCGGGUGGAGAGAAACAGUACUUAACAACCGUCAUUCCUUAUGAGAAGAAAAAUGGACCCCCAUCUGUUGAAGAUCUUCAGACAUUAACCAAAAUCCUGCAUGCCAUGAAAGAGGACAGCGAGAAAGUGCCAAGCUUGUUAACAGACUAUAUUUUAAAGGUACUAUGCCCUACAUGAAGAGGGCUGCCUUUCAAAAUUCGCCAUGCUCCUUGCUGUGAUGAGAAGCUUUCUGUGGAUGUAACUCAUAGUAUUUUUUUCAUUUGGCACUAUACCUAAACCAGUAUGCAUUUACCUCCUCUGUGUGUGCGUCGACUUUCUGAUCCUACAGUAAGUCUUCUGGGCAUGACAACUCAUCCGUUUUAAUUUAAUAGUGCAAUGAACUGGAGCAGGGAACAAACAUUGUACAGUUUUACUCACAUUGUUCUGGCUUUUUAAAGUCUAUUUUUACAUUGUAUAGCAUGUAGUAAAUCCUCCUGCACAUUUUGUUGUUGGAAGGAAAAGUAAACUUUGAAUAGUGUAAAUAAAAUAAGCCUAGUUUUAAGGAAUC